Molecule: messenger RNA, 1314 nt
Organism: Neltuma alba
Lineage: Eukaryota; Viridiplantae; Streptophyta; Magnoliopsida; Fabales; Fabaceae
Product: transcription factor bHLH18-like
Exons: 5
Coding region: 111-989 (292 amino acids)
Molecular function (GO): protein dimerization activity
Source: RefSeq, a predicted model, not a curated record
AAUCCUUAAGCUGCGUAGAUUAAUGAAGCAUACAAACCCAAAUGGCCACUAUGACUAUGCCCUAGUCCUCUCUGCUUGAUUGUUGAAACAGAUCGAUAUUACAAGCCCAAAUGGAAUCGAUGGAGGAAUCCUGGGAAAGCUUGUUCCAGGAUUUGGCAAUAGCUGGUGAUUUCAGUUUUGCUUUUGGGGCUCAUGAAUUGUUAGGCAGUGCAUCACAUGAGAACUUUGGAACUAGUUGGAAUAAUAAUAAUAAUAAUACAGAUACCUUCAACUCCGAAAAUGGCAUCAUCACGAGCAAUCCUUCAAGUUCAAAUUCUGUCUUCAUGCUACAAGACAAGGCUUCUUUUGAUGACCCUUCAAAGGGGUACUUGCAGAUUCAAACAAGAAUUAAAGAAAGAGGCAUGGCGGAGGGUAGAAACACUCGAGAACAAGAUCACUUACUUGCCGAGAGAAUAAGGAGAGGAAAGAUCACCCAGCACUUCAUUGCUCUUUCAGCCCUAAUUCCUGGCCUCAAAAGGGCGGAUAAGGCUUCUGUGCUGGAGGGAGCUAUAAAGCACGUGAAGCAGCUUCAAGAACAAGUGAAAAUAUUGGAAGAACAGACGAAGAAGAAAACUGGAGAAUCCUUGGUGUUUGUUAAGAAGUCUCAGCUGAUAUCUACGGACAUGUCGUUUAAUAAUUCAUCAGACAAUAUCAAAAACUUCCUUGAUCCCUCAGAAUCUCAUAGAACAGUAGCAGAAGCAGAUGUUGAAGCAAGGGUUUCAGACAAGAACGUGUUAAUUCGGGUCCAAUGCGAGAAACAAGAAGGAAUAAUGGUGAAGACAAUUAAGGAGAUAGAAAAAUUCCACUUGUCUGUGGUAAAUAGCAGCGUGAUGCCAUUUGGGACUUCCAUUCUGGACAUCACCAUCAUAGCUGAGAUGGAGGAUGAGUUCAACUUGGGCGGGAAAGAGCUCGCUAGAAAUCUCAGGAUGGCACUCUCACAAUCAAUGUAACUUUACAGCUGCGUUUGAAUAGGAAGGAAAUCUUCUAAAAAUAGUACCAAAAAGUUACUAUUUCCUCUGGUUUCAAAUGUACAAUCCAUUUUAUAGUGCAAAUUAUAUUACAAAAUAAGUCUUACAUUAAGGAUAUGAGGAUGAUCUUUUAAAGUUCUUCCUUGUAAAUGUUGAUAGUGCAACCGAUGGCACUCUUAGAACUCUUGGAUUGGUCAUUCACAUUGGAAAAAUAUAGGAUUUGAUGAUUUGAUCAUGGUUUUUUUCCUAAGAAACUUGUGGAAUUAAUAACUUGUAAAUCUGCAACUUAUGUUAUUAUUUUAGUUUC